Messenger RNA from Vicia faba (fava bean), 1176 nucleotides. Lineage: Eukaryota; Viridiplantae; Streptophyta; Magnoliopsida; Fabales; Fabaceae. The record is from the annotation of a GenBank genome assembly.
AUGUUCAAGCAAGAGGGCAAAUGUGACUUUGUUCCUCCGUUAGAUCUUGAUGAGUUAGGAAAUUCUGUGGCAGGUGAUGGUCAAGGAGCUAGGAAAAGGAAAAAUCCAUUUGAAGGUUUGGAUUCCUAUCCCAAUGAACUUGAGCACCGCGUUUUGGCUCUGUUAUUUAUUAUUCUUAUGGGAAAGUUGAAACUGUUAUUUAGGGAAAUAAUACAAUUAAAGUGUCCUUCUCUUUUACUUUAUCGACUACGGAAGUUUAUCUUGCCGGUUGAAGCACGAGAUUGGAUUGAGACCACUGUUAGAGAGGCAUGGAGAAGAUAUAAGCACAAAAUUAAGAAGAAUCAUUUUUUGAAGUAUUCCAACAUGACCGAGAGACUCAAAAAUCGUCCGCCAAACGUACCAAUAGCCCAGUUUAAGAGUCUUUGUGCUUAUUGGAGUAAGGAAAGUAUACAAGUAAGAUUAAUAAUUUUUUUUAUUGGAUGCAUCGAAUGGGUCCCAAAAAACUUUGCUUUGACUCGUGAAAAAGUGCGUGAAAAGGAAAAAAGAGAGCCCACUCAAUCAAAAAUGUUUGUUGAAACUCGAAAAGGAAAUAAAGGAAAGGAACUGGAUGUAGAAACUGGAAAAGUAAUUUCACAACUUCAAGAAAUGGUUGAAAAGGAGGAAAGUGAUACAAAAGCUUUUAAAGUUUUUUUUGGAAAGGAGUGUCCAGGCAGGGUACGCUGUUAUGGGAGAAACAUAACUAAAACUUCCUUAAAGAGAAAGGCGGAGAUUAAUGCUUUGAAACAAGCCCACAGUGAAGAGGUCUCUACAUUAAGGGACGAGUUUCAAGAUAAGAUUGAUAGAUUGCAAAAUGCUUUUAAGACCUUAAUACAACAAUGCAAUCCUCAAAUUAAUAUAGAGUCAAUUGAAGAUUUGUUAGGAUUAUCUCAUGGAGAUGCUAAUAGUUCCCCAAAGGAUAUAAGACCGCAAAUGCAUUCAUCUACAUCAACUCAUGCUCCAUGUCAUGGAAAGCAAUGUAUCAAUGAAGAUGUUGAAAAGGAUGAUAUAAAUGAUGAAAUUCAAGAGGACGACAUAAAUGAUAAAAUUCAAGAGGACGACCUAAAUGAUAAAAUUCAAGAGGACGACGUAGAUGACGAAUUUCAAGAGGACGCCAUAGAUCUAGAUGAUGAAUUUUAA